Nestor notabilis (Kea) is the source of this 746-nucleotide messenger RNA. RefSeq names its product RCC1 and BTB domain-containing protein 2-like. The transcript is spliced from 5 exons. The record is from RefSeq and is a predicted model, not a curated record. Bases 68 to 724 code for a protein of 218 amino acids. NCBI's taxonomy places the organism in Eukaryota, Metazoa, Chordata, Aves, Psittaciformes, Psittacidae. Gene Ontology annotation, molecular function: protein binding.
UAUAGAGAUUGCAGCCUGCCACUCUGCUCACACAUCGGCUGCCAAGACCCAGAGUGGCCAAGUGUACAUGUGGGGCCAGUGCCGUGGGCAGUCCGUGAUCCUUCCCCACCUCACACACUUUGCCUGCACUGAUGAUGUGUUUGCUUGCUUUGCUACCCCAGCCGUUAUGUGGCGUCUUCUAUCAGUAGAGCCUGAUGAUCAUCUAACAGUAGCCCAGUCACUAAAGAAGGAAUUUGACAACCCUGAAACUGCAGACCUGAAGUUUCUAGUGGAUGGAAAAUACAUUCAUGUUCAUAAAGUUCUUCUCAAAAUUAGGUGUGAACAUUUUCGUUCCAUACUGAAUAAUGACGAUGAAAUUAUAGAAAUGAGUGAAUUUUCUUAUCCUGUUUACCGAGCCUUCCUGGAAUACCUGUAUACAGACAACAUUAGGCUCCCUCCUGAAGAUGCAAUAGGACUGCUAGAUUUGGCAACACUGUAUAGAGAAAACAGAUUGAAAAAGCUUUGCCAGCAAACAAUCAAACAAGGCAUUUGUGAAGAGAAUGCCAUUGCUCUUCUUUCUGCCGCUGUCAAAUACGAAGCUCAGGACUUGGAAGAAUUUUGCUUCAGAUUUUGCAUAAACCAUUUAACUGUUGUUACACAAACUCAAGGCUUUGCUGAAAUGGACCACGACCUCCUGAAAAACUUCAUUAGCAAAGCAAGCAGAGUGGGAGCAUUCCGAAACUGAGGUCUGACUGCCACCAAGCUGA